AUGGCUCAAACCGACUACAAAUUCGAGGGCUGGAUGGGUCUCGACCCCAGCGCCGCCGAGGGCAACAUGGUCUGGCAAGAAUUCGAGCCCAAGAAGUGGGAAGAGACCGAUGUCGAUAUCAAGAUUACUCACUGUGGUAUCUGUGGUUCGGACCUGCACACUCUGCGCAGUGGCUGGAGACCUAGUCUGUAUCCAGUUUGUGUUGGCCAUGAGCUUGUUGGCACAGCUGUUCGUGUCGGAUCUAAGGUGACCAGCGGUAUCAAGGUUGGUGAUCGUGUUGGUGUCGGUGCUCAGAGUGACUCUUGCCAGGGCCGCCAGGGGGACUGUGAGGAGUGUGCUAUGGGCUUGGAGCAGUACUGCUCGAAGAAGUUCACUGGUACCUACAACAGCACUCACCAGAAUGGUGAUAAGUCCUAUGGUGGCUAUGCGACGUACAACCGUGUUCCUGGACACUUUGCUAUUAAGAUUCCUGAUGGGAUUUCCUCGGCGGCGGCUGCGCCUAUGCUGUGUGGUGGUGUGACGCUGUACAGCCCGCUGAAGCACAAUGGCUGUGGUCCUGGAAAGCGUGUUGGUAUCAUUGGUGUUGGUGGUCUUGGCCACUUUGGUGUGCUUUUUGCCAAGGCUAUGGGCGCUGACAAGGUCGUGGCCAUUUCUCGCAAGACUGCUAAGAGCGAGGAUGCGAUCAAGAUGGGUGCGGAUCUGUACAUUGCUACCGACGAUGAGCCGGACUGGGCGAAGAAACAUGCCCGGUCUUUGGAUCUGAUUGUCUGCACUGUUUCUUCCACCAAGAUGCCCAUGACGGAUUACCUGGGCCUUCUCCGCACCAAUGGCAGUCUGGUGCAGGUUGGCCUGCCCGAGGACGGCACUCUCUACGCUCCUGUGCGCAAUUUGAUGCGCCGCCUAAAGGUUGAGAGCUCGCUGGUUGGCAGCCCCAACGAAAUCCGUGAGAUGUUUGAGCUGGUCGUUGAGAAGAAGGUCCAGCCCUGGAUCGAGGAGAUCCCCAUGAAGCACGCUAACAAGGCGAUUGUGGAUAUGGAGGACGGCAAAGCGCGCUACCGCUACGUGCUUGUUAACGAGUAA
Molecule: messenger RNA, 1080 nt
Organism: Penicillium subrubescens
Lineage: Eukaryota; Fungi; Ascomycota; Eurotiomycetes; Eurotiales; Aspergillaceae
Product: NAD(P)-dependent alcohol dehydrogenase
Exons: 3
Coding region: 1-1080 (359 amino acids)
Biological process (GO): alcohol metabolic process
Molecular function (GO): zinc ion binding; alcohol dehydrogenase (NADP+) activity
Source: RefSeq, a predicted model, not a curated record